UUGAGAAAAGCUGUGACAGCUUUUCUCCCCUCAGCUGACAAGGCUGGCAGGCGGAGUUCCCUAGGCAAGCAGAGUUCCCGAGGCUGCCGAAGUCACAGUGACCCGCACCACAACCUCGCCGGAAAUGGCCAAGGCCCCUACGCCGCACAACUCCCCACCGAUCGCCAAGAACGAUUCUGCCGCGAGCCCAGCUCCACCAAUACCAGUGCUUGCGGAGAAAAGAAAGGAGCCAAUCGUCAGGCGAGCAUCGUUCGAAGCACCGCCGCGAUCGCCGAUCGAAGCACCGCCGCGAGCACCGUUCGAAGCAUCGCGCUCACCGCCGCCCAAAGAGCCCUGAAAGUCGUGCAGUGUGCACCGAGCAGGGAAGAAGCUCCGCGCGGUGAUUCGGAGUCGAUUCCUCAAUCGUCUCACCUCUGCUAUCCAAUUCAAGGGUGUUGUGCCAGUGCCAUCUAUUCUCUGUCUUUGAAGGACAUGGCCGAGGGAUCACAACCUGGUGGAACCAUUGCAAAUAUGGAUUCAACUCAGGCUGAAGUUGUACCUGCUGUUAUACCAGUUGCUGCUGAAGUUGAAAAUGUCCAUGUUCCCCCUCAAAAUGCAAAUACUGGCGAGAAGCGCAAGGGCGGGACGGCUGGAAAAGUGUUCUCUAAGUGGUGGGCACACUACAACAAAUUAACUGUUGGCGACCAGCUCAAAGCCGAGUGCAAAUACUGCAAGAAGAAGCUUCUUGGAGACCCGAAGCAAGGAACAAAUCAUCUGAAAAAUCAUCAUGAAAGGUGUCCUAAAGUGCCUCGGCCUGCCGAUAUUCGACAACAAGUUCUGCAAGGCAAUCUGACCAAGGAAAAGUUUCAGCUGACGCCUUUUAAUUUCAAUCAAGAGGCUUCUCGAAAAGAGCUGGCUAAAGCUAUAAUCAAGCAUGAAUACCCUCUGACGAUAGUAGAUCAUGAAGGUUUCAGGAGCUUUUGCACUAGUCUUAACCCAUGUUUCAAGAUGGUGACCAGAAACACAAUCAAGAAAGAUUGUUUUGUCAUAUAUGAUCUUGAGAAGCAAGCUAUAAUGAAGCUGCUGGAGAGGAAUGAAGGUCGUGUUGCAAUAACUACAGACAUGUGGACAUCUUCACAGAAGAAGGGAUUCAUGGCAAUCACAGCACAUUAUGUCAACAACAACUGGAGUUUGGAAAGUCGAAUUAUCAGGUUCAUUUAUGUCCCCUCCCCCCAUACGAGUGAAGUUCUUUGUGAUGUUUUGCUGCAAUGCUUACUGGAUUGGAAUCUCGACUAUAUGUCAGCAGUGGACAAUUUACAUGGCACUGUCCUUCAAGAUUCAGAUGAAUCCGAUAAUGAAGCUGAGCGCCAUACAAACCCGCCGGCGAGUGGGCCCGACAUCAACUCCCGCCCACUCCGAAGUUGGUUGGGCCCGCCGAUCACUAGCGGCUCUCGCCCCGCUCGACUUGAACUCGCGUCACACGAUCUCGCUCAACUCCAUCUCGCGGCCCGCGUCGCACAUGGCCCGCCACAACAGCACCCGCGAGCACCAUGGGCCCCCAUCGAAUUCGCGUCCUCGAGCCCAGUUCGGGCGUACCGCCAAGCCCACCAACAGGCGCUCAACGGGGAUCUUUAA
Molecule: messenger RNA, 1614 nt
Organism: Linum tenue
Lineage: Eukaryota; Viridiplantae; Streptophyta; Magnoliopsida; Malpighiales; Linaceae
Source: the annotation of a GenBank genome assembly